This is a messenger RNA of Petromyzon marinus (sea lamprey), 5309 nucleotides long. It is a transcript of the gene SLC7A11, whose product is annotated as solute carrier family 7 member 11. Gene Ontology annotation, biological process: amino acid transmembrane transport. Gene Ontology annotation, cellular component: membrane. The record is from RefSeq and is a predicted model, not a curated record. NCBI's taxonomy places the organism in Eukaryota, Metazoa, Chordata, Hyperoartia, Petromyzontiformes, Petromyzontidae. Gene Ontology annotation, molecular function: L-amino acid transmembrane transporter activity.
CUGAGCACGACCGCUUGUGUUGCGAUCGAAACGUCGUGAUAUAUUAUUUUUUGUUUUAUUCUCCAAUUAUGUCACUUUUUCGUUACAUAACAUGCCCACUCUCUUACAUGUGCAGUCAGUCACAUUUCUAUUGUGCUUGCAGUUUUGCUUCUUUCCAACUAUAUUAUUGUUUGCUGUAUGUGUUUGUUGACUUCUUUGUGAACGUUUUGGGAAAAUAUGUGUGGUGGCAUCCGAGUUGCUUUCAGAUUGCGACGAGCAUCUUUAUCAACAAUAAACACAAAUCAGCGUGUCACAUGUGCACGACGAACAUCCCGUCUGCCAAGUAUAAUAUGUGUUUGGGCUGCUGAUGGCAAAUGCAUAAAAUCAUAAUAACCCAGGCAAUGCCCUUUUACACACUAGUUUCCUCUGUCAUUUCGAUAUCUCGAAAACUUUUUAAUUUCUAACUACGCUGUUGUCAUUAAAGUUGCUUCACGUUUUAACGAGCACUGACCUGCUUUGGUGAAGUACGAUUAAACAACCGCCCCAUGACCAACUCGGCAUGGUCGAGAGGCCUCGAUCCAACAGUGAAUUAUCAUUACUACAUAUUACUGUUUAACAAUAAAUAAUAACGUGAUGUAGAUUGAUAGAUUCCAGAGAGUGACAAAGAUUCCAUUGUUUUCUGUACUUUUUUAUGAGUGUGGUGAAUAUUCUAUUUAAAUCGUGGCAUCUUGAAUUUCACUUGAUGAUAAGGCUUAUGAUGUUUCCUAGUAAUUUAAAACUUUAAUUCUAAAUUGUAUGUUCUCCAUACGCAGCAUUGCAGUGACAGCAAGACGGGUGGUCAGGUAGACCACGACAGUUACAUAAAAAAUGUAGUUCUGGUUACAUGUGCAGUCUUGUGUGUGAGGUGAUACUGUGUUGUACAGUAAUGUGCAGGCUGCGGUGUUCAGCUAUUUGACAUUUUGUUCCCGAGGGCCAAUGAAACUGGCUCCUUUGACUUAUUGAUUUUGUUGUACACCCAACACUUUUAAGUGGUGUAAUGGGAAAAAAAUAUUGCAUCAGCGGUGCACACUAGUUGCGUCAUGGCUUCAGUUGACAAUUCAACCUCAGUACUCUUAAAUGUCUACAUUUAAAAGCACAACAACUGCAUAUUGUACAGAUAUGCUAUUGCCCUUUUUAAAAAAAAGUACUUAACACUAUGCUGCGUCUCGUUUGUUUCGUAUAUAAUGAAUCGUAAUAUCCGUUUAGAAGCCACUAGAUGUACAACGAAAAAUUACCCCCCCCCCCUCCCCAUAAAAAGGGCUAUAAUUUAAAGUAUAAAUUCACGCAUGCUGAUGGGUUGUCAUGUUAUACGUUUGCUCAUUAAGGGUAGUACACGAUUUCCUGUCUGGACUACGCGUGUUAACUAAUGGUUACUCAGCAUAAAUCUGUGCAAAAGAUGACUCACGACUAUUUUGUCAGCAGCUUUUUUUUUGUCACAACCAAUAAGAAAGUGCGCACUCGACAAACCGAAGACCGAGAGAGAGACGCCCAGUGUGCGGAGUCACGGUGCGAGCAUUUCAUAACAGGGCUGUCGCUUCUUUCUCCGUCAGUCGGAAAGAAGUCACCCUCGGCGCUUCGUGUCUUCACUUGCUCGUAACUUUAAAAAGUAGCAGAGAGGGUGCGCGCGCGCGCGUGUUUAAUUUCACACGCACGCACACGCGCGUCUGUCUCUCGUCUUCUUCUUCUUCUUCGUGACACGGUGGCACCCACCAUAGCCUCGGGUGACUUUCAAACGAUGAAAAGUAGACCGCUUACGCAGCGCGACGCACGUGAAAAGCCGGAGGUAAGGAACGCUUUGGCGCGGUCGCCCCCCGAGUUGAGCGGGGGAGACGGGGACCCUCUCGGGAAAAAUGACUCGGACCGAGUGCACCUCAAGAAGAAGAUCACCCUCGUGCGUGGCAUUUCCAUCAUUGUGGGCACCAUCAUCGGCGGUGGGAUAUUCAUCUCGCCCAAGGGUAUCCUGACGAACACCGGUAGUGUGGGCAUGUCGCUGGUUGUCUGGGCAGCGUGCGGUGUCCUGUCACUUUUUGGUGCAUUGUCGUACGCUGAGCUGGGGACUUGCAUCAAGAAGUCUGGAGGCCACUACACCUACAUCCUUGAAGCGUUCGGACCUCUGCCAGCUUUUGUCAGAUUGUGGGUCGAGCUCAUCAUCAUCAGACCAGCUGCAACGGCUGUAAUAGCACUCACAUUUGGGCAAUAUAUUCUGCAACCGAUGUUUCCUCAGUGCCACGUCCCUCAGUUAGCAGUGAAAAUUGUCACUGCCCUCGCUAUCUCACUGGUGAUGUUCAUAAACAGUUCAAGCGUCUCGUGGACAGCGAGACUUCAGACGUUUCUCACAUUCUCCAAGCUCGCUGCCGUUGGAAUCAUAAUCAUACCGGGCAUCAUACACUUAGCCAAAGGUAACACAGAACAUUUCCAAGAUUCCUUUGUCGGAAAGGAGGUCGGGCUGAUGGGGCUUCCACUGGCGUUUUACUCUGGCAUGUACGCCUACUCUGGCUGGUUUUAUAUGAACUUUGUAACAGAGGAAGUGGACAAUCCAGAGAGGAACAUUCCUCUGGCUAUUUGCAUUUCUAUGGGCAUUGUGACCGUGGCAUACACGUUCAUGAACAUGGCUUACUUCGCUGUGAUGAGUGGUGCCGAGCUUCUGGCGUCAAAAGCUGUGGCUGUGACAUUUGCGGAACGUCUUCUGGGGAAUUUUUCCAUCACCGUUCCAGUGUUCGUAGCUUUGUCCUGCCUGGGAUCCUUAAAUGGAGGAGUCUUUGCAAUAGCAAGGAUGUUUUUCGUGGCAUCACGAGAGGGCCACCUUCCACACAUCUUGUCCAUGAUCCAUGUUCGGAAACACACUCCGCUGCCUGCCGUGAUCAUUCUGUACCCGUUGACGAUGCUGAUGCUGUUCGUUGGAGACAUCUACAGCCUUCUAAAUUUCUUCAGCUUUGCACGCUGGCUUUUCAUUGCGAUGGCUGUGAGCGGGCUGGUGUACAUGCGCUUCACACGUCCACACAUGCAUCGCCCAUUCAAGGUGCCCCUGUUCAUCCCAGUCUUCUUCUCCCUGUCAUGCCUUUUGGUAGUGGCUCUGUCUCUUUACUCGGACCCGGUUAACAGUGGCAUUGGCUGUGCCAUUACGCUGAGUGGCGUUCCUGUGUACUACCUCACUGUGGUUUGGGACGGCAAGCCCACUGCAGUCAAGCGUGCCACAGACAGGGUGACACGUGUCCUGCAGCUGAUCCUGCAGGUGGCACCACAAGAGGUGGCCACUUACUGACCCAUUAAGACUCUACACAAGGGCCACUUCAUUGAAACCGUUUAAGGCACAUUGGCUUUCAGCAGCCGUGAUCUAUCCAUUGACGGAUGAAGGUCUUCCCAAGCUGUCACAUCUCUCACGGGCUCACGAUGCAACAGUCCUGCACACAAACUGAUAUCGUUCCUCCAUCUCUACAAUGUACAUCGUCUUUUGUGUGAUCACUCUGGCUGCCACUAUUAUUAGUCCUUCUAAUGAUGUAUCCGCUCCAAGCCCACUUAUCUUUCUUAACAAUCAAUAUGACGGCUCUAACGUGCAUUUGUUCUUAAUCCAUGUGUUCCUUUUUCUGUCUCUCAGUGUUAUUCUAAACUUGUACCUCUCCAUAACUUUUGAAUACUUUUCAGCUUUUGUUCUAAAUGUAUUCAUCAAUGUCCAUGUUUCCAGGUCAUAUGGAUUAGAAGCAUAUAGGUUCAUGUAAGCUUAGUGUCAUGAGGGUAUAAUAAAUAAAAAGUGGGUCUUACCAUGGAAGAAAAUUGCACAAUUAGAAAAAUAUAUAUUUAUAUAUAAGUGUUGACACGUUUGAAACCGUUAGUUUUGUAAUAACAUAUUUAAGAUACUUUACAUUAAAAAAAUUCUGUUCACACUCCAUGCCACAAAGAAAGCUCAUACAAGUGCAUAUUUGAAGAAUGCCAGAUUUUCAGAAAAACCCGUUCAAGUGACCCACUCGAUGUCGAAAAGCUAGACUUUUUGUCGCAGGUUUCUUUGGAAAUUAUAGGGAUGCAAUGCAAAAACAAAGCAAAAGGUACAACAUUUUCUACAUUUUUAAAAUUUACAUCUAUCAUGAUAUAAUAGCUACAUUCUUAAUGCACUGCUGAAAUGACAAGGUCAAAACUAAUGUCAUAUUUUGAGACUCACGUGGCGAUGUAAAAACCAAUUCGAUCGUUUUAAGUUCCAUUUUGGAUGUAAUGGGUUAAACAUAAUUAAAGGAGUAUAUACGUAUCUCAUGAAUUUCUAACUCCCAAUUUUUGUUAUCUCAAGAAAAUCAAUGGGCAGGUGUGGGACUUCUGGAAUGCAUACGGUCAGUCACAGACGAGCCUGAGGAAAAGAAUGAGAAGUGGGAGAACAACACAAGAAUGAUUGAAGAUGUUCCAGCAAAUGGGAGUUUGAAAGCAGAAAGAUAUUGGCCGAUGAUUGACAAUUCAGAUGUGGUACUUCUUUGGGAGAAAGAUGGAGCCAUAACAAAUGAUGGGAUGUUUAAAUUAGCAGAGGAAUUUUAUGCGCAUCUUCAUAUCUAAAGAAUCCUGUAACUUAGGACUCAGAUGAAUAGGAAGAUCCAAUUUUCAGACUUGAAGAAGUAAACACUCCCCUCACACAAAUGUAUUGUGCCAAUAUUAACGUCCAUUUACCUACAAUAUUUAUGCAUGACAGUGUAUAAAAUAUACACAUAUGCUUAUUUAUUGAAUAAAUCAAGGAUGCUUUGCUACCUGAAGUCACAGCAGCUAUUGCACUUACUGUUGUUAUUUUCCAUUGGAUUUUUUUAAAGCAUAUUUUAGUUCAUAUAUUUAAGCCACUUUGUUUUUUAUGUUAAAUGUUGUAUGAUGGUCCCAGUAAAGUACUGUAUUAUGUACAAAUUGUUCACAUGUAAAUGUAUAUCUCAAAAUUCCCAGUUGAAUUUUGGACACAGAUGGAAAUGAGGAUUGCAGAAUGAUACAUGUGGCUACUGGACAAAUCAGAGUAAUAUCAGGCCAGUCACAUCCACAUAAAUCUGUGCUCAUGCUGCACUAAAGAUAAUUUAUUGCAAUAUUUACAUGAGAGUAUCUUCCAAAUGAUGGAUUUAUUUGCCCAAAAUAAGCAUUUGUAUGCAUAAUCACUCCACAUUGCCAGUUAUUACCAAUAAACUGCAAUAACGUAACAUGCAAAACAUUACUUUUCAUCAACUUUUGUAGGGACGAUGUAAAAUGUGAGUAAAAGUGGGUAUAAUUAUGUUGUUUCUGAGACAUGUACGCGUAUGUAUUAGCUACAAUUGCUACUUUAAAUAAACUAAAGACUUUUC